AUGAUGACCAACAGUAUGAUGACCUAUUUGACGAGUAAGUUAAUCAUGAAAGAGGGUACGGAUCGAAACUGUCUAAUAUUUGUGAGAAUUGGUAGCCGGCAGCGGGGAUGGAAUGUUCUGGCUGUUGAUCCGAGGUCCUUUCGCAUGAAAAAAGACCUUCUUGAAGCUUGCGGCGGCCCUCCACAUAAGUACCCAGACAAGGAUGCACCGUAUGAUCUUAGCUUUUUAGCCAGCAAAGUCCACGAUGCUACCCAGUAUUAUAAUGUCUUUUCGUCCUCAACACCCGUUGCUCAACGUCGAAAUCAAGGGCCCUCACCCGAUGAGCUUUUUCCACUUACUCACUCCGAUGAUUCUGAUGGAGGUGUUGAAGAUCCCAUUAAUCGUCACGACACAGUUCCUGGUAUAAAGACACCCCCUGUCAGGACGGAAACGCCCAGGGACCUUCCUCCUUCUACAGUUGGAGCACAAGAGACGCUCCAAAAUAAUUCUCCUUUAGUUGCCCAUAAUUAUUCCAAUAUCCUAAUUGAUACUAUAUCCAAUACCCCUGUUUUAAAUGAGUCUGAUGAAGAUAGUGACGUGACUUAUAAUGAGGAUGAAGAAAACGAAGAAGACGAAGAAGAUGAAGAAGUCGCGGAAGACGAGGAAGACGAGGAAGACGAGGGUGUCACACCUGCUCUCGGAACCAACACCAGUCAUGCCACGGUAAACGAUGCGGACAUUGAUAUGGACCAAGACAAUAGCGGUGAUAACUCAUCCGAUGGGGAUUCAUCCGAAACGAGUAACCUAGAUGAAUUGGAUGAACACUCUGAUACUCCUAUGAAUGAAGAUAUCCACUCAGAGUCUAACACAGCGACCAAGGCCAACGGUAGGGUGGGAUUGCUAAGAGAUGACCGCCCGACUUCCGAUCUGUUUGAUAGCUUCCAAAUUCUCCAUUUUUCUGAAUCUCAUAUUCGAAUGCUCCCCGGUCCCUUUUCUAAUGGCCCUUCGGUCAUUUUCCGCGCUGCUUUAUCACAAGUAGUAACAAAUCCUGUACAGUUUAUCGAAGCAACGGAUCGAUUUAACAUGGCUCUUCAGAUACCUGAGCUCGGUGUUGUUGUUGCAGCAUCUCAGAAAGGAAGAGUUGCGAUACUUGGUCUUACUGAGGUCCGCAAUAAAGGGAAGGUGUUCAGAAUGGACCGUAUAUUACCGCUUGCAAGUCAAGAACGAAAACGGCUUCGUCCACUUUGCCCGCUACUUGGGAUUGCUGCUAGCCCAGUUGUGCCACACUUGAUGCCACCCGAAUCCCCCUCAGAUGAUUAUGAAGAUACAUGUACUGGAAUGAAUGAUGUUGAUAACCAGGAAAUCCACAAUGCUCAACCGGAACCUAUUGGGUGUAAAUACCCCAAAGCUGGCUUGUCCGGCAAAUUUCCUUCUCACUUACCCUUUGGUGGCACGAAGAAAGAAAAGUGGCAUGGCAUUGAAUACUCGCGUCGCUACCGCCUCUUCUUAACGUACUGUGAUCAUACAAUCCUACACUACGAGCUUUACUAUGACUGGCCAAAGGAACUUAGAGGGCCAGAAGCACAAAUGACAUAUGAUAAGAACGAGCCAUUUAUUCUUAGGCCCUAG
This is a messenger RNA of Trichophyton rubrum CBS 118892, 1608 nucleotides long. RefSeq lists its product as uncharacterized. The transcript has a single exon. Bases 1 to 1608 code for a protein of 535 amino acids. The record is from RefSeq and is a predicted model, not a curated record. Lineage: Eukaryota; Fungi; Ascomycota; Eurotiomycetes; Onygenales; Arthrodermataceae.